Molecule: messenger RNA, 1382 nt
Organism: Purpureocillium takamizusanense
Lineage: Eukaryota; Fungi; Ascomycota; Sordariomycetes; Hypocreales; Ophiocordycipitaceae
Exons: 2
Coding region: 240-821 (193 amino acids)
Source: RefSeq, a predicted model, not a curated record
CCCUGCUGCCCACCCCCUCCUCCCCGACGUUGAGCUGAGUUUAUCUUUGCCAGGGACCUGACCAUCCUCUGUCCUGUCGUGCGCGACAUCAUCUGGCCCAUGAAUUGCGCUCUGAAGCAAUGCAUCGCAGGCCAGGCCAUGCCCCUCGAAUCGCCUGAAGGUCCGGGAGCGAGCAGGCAUCUACAAAGUAGACGUGCGCAUACAGGUUUACGUGAUGGUUGACGUGAGCGUGUCUGACGAUGUUCGGGCACUGGGGUGAAGAGCCAUGCAAUCUGCGGCAUCGUGAUGAGAACGAGCGGGCUCCUCGGCCAUGUCCGUUUUGGAGAAUGUCAACAGAACUGGCCGUGCCCGACGCCCAUGACACAGCCCAGACCGGCGACGCUCGCUCCCGUCGGCUCCAAGGUGACCAGACGGCCGUCGGGGGAGCGAACUGGCCGAAUCUGCGCCUCGGGGGUGCGGCGAGCGACGCCAUUGGCCCUGUCGUCGUUCGGGUACAGAAGCCACAGCAGAUUGCCCACCAAGCGCUGGGCAGGUGGCGGGUUAGUGGCCGCUGGGGCGUGGCGGAGCAGAGACAGGGACCUUGGCUUCCCACCAGGCCACAACAUGAAUUCAAGCCAUCCACCUCCCUCAUUGGUCCACGGCCUUCACCUUUGGAAAACCGAUCGCAUCUGCCUGGACAGGGCCGCAGAGCCAAGAAACGAGGAGAUUGGCAGUGGUGGCAGUGCAUCAGAGCGACCACGGCGCUGAACCAGCACGAUAAUAAGCCAGGGCCCGCCCUAGACGGUGCAGCCGGUGAACACAGUCUUCGAAGCGAGCCGUGAUGUAUCGCGCGAGUGCGGACGGAGUUGUGCAUCUCCUCGACGAGAGCCCAGCACAGCAUGGCAGGGCACAGCACAGCACCAAUUCUGAUCCCGUUACGUGAUUCAGCUGACCACCUGGUCCCUGUAUCCUUGUGCUGGCGCGAAUGGGCGGGCACCAAGUCGGUCACCGUAUUACUACUAGAAUGAAGUAAACUUACCCGCGACAGAACAGACGUCGCAGCUAAAUAUAUGCAUGUUGUUUGCCGUGUCGAAUCCAGCAGAAUCCUGGGGUCGACGUUUCAUCUUUCGACAUUGGGUUGGAUGCCCAGCGUCAGGUUUCGCUGUGAAACGUGAGCCCGCGGCUUUUGCAGACCCCGACUUGGCCGAUCGACCGUUUGACGGUGCGACCGUGAAGGGACGACGCUAUGACUUUGGGAAGGGGUCAGACGGGCACCGUUCUGUACGGACCAGAGGCUCAUGGGCGUUGCCGUUUCGUCGGGCCGCAGCCGUGUACGUGUAUCGAUGAGGCUGUCGCAGCUUUGCCACAACCCAGGCGAUCCUCCCGCGAGACAAGAAUAGCAG